Messenger RNA from Eurytemora carolleeae, 1757 nucleotides. Its product is annotated as adhesion G-protein coupled receptor D1. NCBI's taxonomy places the organism in Eukaryota, Metazoa, Arthropoda, Copepoda, Calanoida, Temoridae. The coding region runs from base 58 to 1509 and encodes 483 amino acids. Gene Ontology annotation, cellular component: membrane. Gene Ontology annotation, biological process: adenylate cyclase-activating G protein-coupled receptor signaling pathway; cell surface receptor signaling pathway. Gene Ontology annotation, molecular function: G protein-coupled receptor activity. The record is from RefSeq and is a predicted model, not a curated record. The transcript has 16 exons.
AUAAAGAAGGCAUGUUUGCAGAAGAAUGUUAGGUGGAGGAUCUAGCUGUGAGUGAAGAUGGUUAGAAGGAAGACAACCCCUCCUGACCAGGGUGUGACAGUAUCUUGUCUACCCUGGGUUGGUAUCUGGACUCUUCUAUCCUUAACUCUCUGCCUUCCUGUCAUUCUUGGAAAUAGAGUAAUAAUCAACAUCGAUGGAAAUUGGAGUCCCUGGUCUACUAUGUCCUCCUCCUGUAAUGCCUCGUGUGGAGGAGGGGUGUUAACUAAAGUUAGAUCAUGUACUAACCCUAGACCACAGGGAUUGGAUGGAAAGGAUUGUACUGGGGAGAAAGAGCAGUAUUUUCCUUGUAACGAAGAGCCCUGUGAUAUGCAGUGGUCUACAUGGUCAGAAUGCAGUGCUAACUGUGGACGAGGAAUGGUUAUCAGAUUCACCCAAUGUGCAAAAGUGAGAAAUGGUCCGCUGUCUAAAUGCGAAGGAGAUCAGUAUUUUACUCACACCAAGAACUGUAAUAGCUGGAAUAAAAAGACGUGCCCGAGCCCUUGUGAAGGAUACGAAUGUAUGGAUUUUGGAGCCUGCAAGGAUGUGAGCACAGACGAGGAUCCAGCAGCGGUUUGUGAAUGUCAGAUGGGGAAGAUCUUCUCUGAUACAGGACUUGAAUGUGUUGACCCACCCCCAGCUACCCCGACCCCUCGACCUAUUCCUACAAUGGCUCCUGCUGUAAAGACCGUGAGUACAGGGAUGUCCAAGUCUGCGUCCACAAUACUCAUCAUUUUUGUGGGAAUCACACUGGCCCUGUUUGCAGCUCUUAGAGUAUUUGAUCCUGCCAGGGUAAUUCAAAUGAACAUGGAGAUAUCUCUGAUCAUGGCUCAUCUUGUUUAUCUUAUACCGGCGGAUUACUCUAUGAUUUGGUUUUGUCGAAUGAUUUCUAUUCUGAUUCACAUGUUCUACACAACUACAUUCGUCUUCAUGUUCCUAGAAGCUCUACACACAUACAGUUUGGUGGCGUUUGUCGUGAAGAAGGACGGUAUGAUGACCCGUAAACAGAAUGUGUUGACCGGGUGGGGAACUGGUAUAGGGGUUACAUUUAUUGUAGUUUCGCUUCAAUAUAAGAACUAUGGAGGCGAAUAUCAUUGUUGGCUACAGAUGGACACACCACUCAUGAUUGCUCAAUAUGUUCCAAUAAUAACCCUGGUUGUCCUCACUCUCACCCUGAUAGAAGCAGCCGGAGCUGCUGAUUAUAGGAAGCUGCCUGGCAUAGAUCAGAAGCAGCAAACAUCAGCUAAAAUCAUGCAGAGAUCUAAUCUAAUAAUAAUGCCGAUGGUUCUCUUCUCAUUCAUCAUCGGAACUAUGGCUGAGUAUGAACAGAAUUUUGGAUUAUACGGAACGUUUACUUUAAUCAAUGGAAUUCUUGGAGGAUCAAUUUUCUUUUUCCACUGUACAGGAAAUGAAACGGUUCGAGCAAAACUAGUGAAAGCCUACAAAACAAUAAUUAAGAAGGAAAAAUACUAAAAUGACAAGUGAUACUUUAUAUACAAAGUUUAAAUAUCACGAUUAUAAAGAUUUUGUUUUCAAAUUAGUUUUAUCAGAACAAGAUUGUUUUUGGUUAUUAUGAAAGUUUAUUUUUAUCGUAGGGCAGGCAGACAACCCUAGGUUCUUGUGUGAUCUUGAAAAUAAAUAAAUGUGUAAAAUGUUAUAAAAAUAUUCUCGCGUUGCUUUUAUUUAACAAAUAAAGUAUUUAUAAAGAACGGUGUUCAUUA